CACUUCAGAACAAAACCACAUCGGGCGAGAUGGAAACGACCACCAUCACCACCACGCAGACCGCCUUCACCUUUGGAUUUACCGAAAGACACGCCAGCAUCAGCCUGCACGCCCCGGCCCAGGACUGCGCGGACCCCGCCGCGCACCCCGGCGCCGACGCCGCGGGCUUCCAGAGUAAAACCAAGGUGCUGAAGAGACAGCGCUCCAGCUCGCCCGAGCUCCUGCGCUGCAAGCGGCGGCUGAGCUUCAACGGCCUCGGCUACUCCAUCCCUCAGCAGCAGCCCGUUGCCGUGGCCCGGCGGAACGAACGGGAGAGGAACCGGGUCAAGCAGGUCAACAUGGGUUUCCAGACGCUGCGUCAGCACGUGCCCAACGGCGCCGCUAACAAGAAGAUGAGCAAAGUGGAGACCCUGAGGUCUGCGGUGGAGUACAUCAGGGCUUUGCAGCAACUGCUGGACGAACACGACGCGGUGUCGGCCGCUUUCCAGUGCGGGUUGCCCUCCCCGGCCAUCUCCAACAGCUACUCCGCCGACCCGGAGUCGCCUCACUCCACCUACUCAUCGGACGAGGGCAGUUAUGAGCCUCUGAGUUCCGAGGAACAGGAGCUGUUGGACUUUACAACCUGGUUCGACCGGUACUGAGGACGACGGGAGCGCCUGUGCGUAAAAAUAUGCGUUCUUUCCGAAAACACUUGGUAAAGGCGUCAGAUCAGUCUCGCUGUGAUCCUUGGAAGUGAUCUGUUGCCUCCCUCCCUCAAACCGGGCUGCAAAGCAAUAGAGAGAGAGAGAGAGCGAGAGAGAGCGAGAGAGAGAGAGAGAGAGAGAGAGAGAGAGAGAGAGAGAGAGAGAGAGAGAGAGUCUCUGAGUCCCCACACGAAGGAGGGAGUUGGACUCAGUGUUACGUUGACGCGUGGAAGGAAAGACCUGAUGAAGUGCAAUCAAAAGACGUGAGUCAGCAGGUUUGGCGAUGCGGCCUCCAGAGGACUUGUUGGAUGAAGACCGCAUCCCUCUGCCACGUCCUCUGGAAAAGACAAUAAACAAAGAUAACGCGUCGUUGCUGGUCCCUUUUCAUACUUAAAAAAAACAAAAACAUCAUUGUGUCAAAGAAUAGUUUCCACAUGAAGGGCACAUAUUUUUGUACAUGAGUCAAACAAACAAUGUUGUUGAGCAGCCGGCUGUCAGUGAGGCAGUGAGUUGCCAUGUAUUUGUGUGACUGGACAACAAUAUCAAGGCAACCUGUGACACAUUGUUUUCCUUUUCUUCUGCUUCUUCUUCUUUAAAUUUCAAAAGGAGACCUUUACCAAUGUAUGCACUUGUUCUCCACGUCCCGUAGCCUGAAGUGUAAAUAUUUGAUUUUAACAGAUAUAUUUUGUGUAAAACAAGUUUUAUAAAUAAAGAUGAUUCUAUUUAUAUAAUA
Molecule: messenger RNA, 1416 nt
Organism: Gasterosteus aculeatus aculeatus (three-spined stickleback)
Lineage: Eukaryota; Metazoa; Chordata; Actinopteri; Perciformes; Gasterosteidae
Product: achaete-scute homolog 1b
Biological process (GO): neuron differentiation; sensory organ development; positive regulation of transcription by RNA polymerase II
Cellular component (GO): RNA polymerase II transcription regulator complex
Molecular function (GO): DNA-binding transcription factor activity, RNA polymerase II-specific; RNA polymerase II transcription regulatory region sequence-specific DNA binding; protein dimerization activity
Source: RefSeq, a predicted model, not a curated record